Messenger RNA from Dimorphilus gyrociliatus, 937 nucleotides. The record is from the annotation of a GenBank genome assembly. Lineage: Eukaryota; Metazoa; Annelida; Polychaeta; Dinophilidae.
GAUGACUGAUGCUAACCAACUUCUUUUAGCGAAUUUCAAACGCUUAUGUUGAGUAUGUUCUAAUCGUUAAUAGUAGCUUAUGCGAGAUUUCUGUCACUUGCAGCUUCGACUCCGUCAUGGAAGGAAUUCCUCGAAUGAAAUUUUCGAUCGAUUCAAUUUUAGAUUUGAAUUAUGAUGAAGGUUUAAGUAGCGAAGAAGAAAAACUAGAUACACAGCAGGCUGAAAAGAUUAAAAGGCAAAGAACAACCUUUUCCACAGGUCAGCUUCAGGAUUUGGAAAGAGCAUUCAGGAAAACUCAUUACCCUGAUGUUUUCAUGAGAGAAAAACUGGCCACUCAUUUGUGUUUACCCGAAUCUCGAAUACAAGUUUGGUUUCAGAAUAGAAGAGCUAAAUGGCGUAAGAAAGAAAAGAGUUUACUUGGUGGGCAACAACUUUAUAACUCUUUAUCUAAUAAUCAAUGGACAAACCAACAGCAUAAUGGACUACAAGCAUAUCAGCAAUUAUUUAGAACUCCAUUCCUAUCUUUGCCUUCUGCCUUCUCUCCAUUAAGGGCACUCCAAAUUUUUACCCCAUUUACAAAAGAAAACUACGAAAUACCAACGAACAUAGAACUGAAGGCUCGAGAACGUGUUGAUGCACUUGCUUUAAUGCAUAUUCGAAGUUAAUUUCAGUAUGGACUUAUAAAUAAAAACCAUAUCAAAUAUACAUGAUCUGCAACCUCAUCACUUAUUAUUCUUUAUAAUUCAAAUUUUCUUCAAAAUCGUAAUCUUUUAUAAACAUGAGAGUAGUUAUUGCUUUGCAUUAUUUAUUCUUAAGACACGAGUGAUGGAUUUAUUGUCUUUGACCUGUUAUAAUUUAAUGCUUAGAUAUUCCGAAAAAAUAGCUAAAAAGUCCACUUUUCCCUUGGGCAGUUAUGUUGUUUUUCACUAAAUCGAAA